UCGCCGCUGCUUGCUGCUUCAUCCUGAGAGCUGUGGAAGAAGAAAACGAUGGAGCGAAAACAAAGAGAUUGCUGCCGUUUUUAGGGGACCGGAGGACGGCCGUUUCCCGCCGCGGACCCCGCCGUCUCAUGUCUGACGAGGCUACAGGACCUGCGUGCAGCCCAGAGGAAGAAGAUGGAGGAGGAGGAGAUGUUUCCAUGGCGACCCCCAGUGCUCCAGUAUACUGUAUCUGCAGGAAACCAGACAUCAACUGUUUCAUGAUAGGGUGCGACAGCUGCACGGAGUGGUUUCAUGGCAAUUGUAUUGGAGUGUCCGAGAAAGCGGCCAAAGCCAUCAGAGUGUGGUACUGUCUGUCCUGCAGAGACAAAGACCCGUCUCUGGAGAUCAAAUACCGCCAGAAGAAGACGAAAGAAAAGGAUGACAGAGAGAUGGAGCCAGAGAGAGAUGGGGAUGGCAGCUUCAGCGGCCAGCCGAAGGCUGACAGGAGGCGGGCCGCACAGAUCAAGCGUUCGGCCCGGAUGUGUGGUGAGUGUGAUGCCUGUUUGAGGACGGAGGACUGCGCUCAGUGCGACUUCUGCAAGGACAUGAAGAAGUUCGGAGGUCCAAACAAAAUCCGUCAGAAGUGUCGUCAGCGGCAGUGCGAAGUCCGGGCUCGGAAGAUGCUGCGGGUUAGAGACGAAGAGAUGAGCCGCAGCAGCAGCAGGGGGCGUGGCCUGUUGAGGAGGGGGGCGGGGCAUCACACCGAGGAUGAGGACGAGGACGAGGAAGAGGAGGAGGGGUUCAGUGAGAGCGAGCUGGAGCUGUACGAGCAGUACAAGGCGGCCGGAUACGGAGACCUGUUGUGGCACAGUGAGGAUGAGGAGGAGGAGGAGGAUGACGACGACGACGAAGCUCAGUCGGACACGCUGCGGAAGAAGGCGGUGAAGGUGAAACACGUGAAAAGACGGGAUAAGAAGCCAGAAAAGAAGAAGCCUGUGCCUGCUCCAAAAGUGGAGGCAAAGCCCCGCCGUCACAAGGUCAAGCAGCGACACAGGGAGCGCGUGCGGCAUAGUGAGCGAGCAGGGGAGGGCGGGACUAAAGAUGUGAGCGGAGCCAUGAGGCAGUGUUUGGGUCCCGCUUGCACUGAACCGGCAAGAACCAACUCCAAAUACUGCUCUGACGACUGUGGCAUGAAGCUCGCCGCCAAUCGUAUCUACGAGAUCCUCCCUCAGAGGAUCCAGCAGUGGCAGCAGAGCCCCUGUGUUGCCGAGGAGAUGGGUCGGAGACAGCUGGAGCGAAUCAGGAAGGAGCAGCAGGCUGCGAGGCUCCGCCUCACACUGAUGGAGAAGCGUUUUCACGAGCUGGAGGGCAUCAUCGCCAAUGCCAAACAGCAGCAGGUCCAGGAGCACGAGGAGGUCACUGAAGGUGAGGGCGAUGACACCGACUUUCAGAUCUUCUGCGUCUCCUGCAGUCACCCCAUCAACCCAAAGGUGGCGCUGCGACACAUGGAGCGAUGCUAUGCUAAGUACGAGAGUCAGACAUCGUUCGGUUCCAUGUAUCCAACGCGCAUAGAGGGGGCCACCCGGUUGUUCUGCGACGUCUACAAUCCUCACAGUAAGACGUACUGUAAGCGGCUCCAGGUCUUGUGUCCAGAACAUUCCAGAGAUCCAAAGGUUCCUGCAGAUGAGGUUUGUGGUUGUCCUCUGGUCAAAGAUGUGUUCGAGCCAACUGGCGACUUCUGCCGGGUCCCUAAGAGGAAGUGUAACAAACAUUACUGCUGGGAGAAGCUGCGGCGCGCUGAGGUCGACCUGGAGAGAGUCCGAGUGUGGUACAAGCUGGACGAGUUGUUCGAGCAGGAGCGGAACCUGAGGACCGCCAUGACCAACCGAGCUGGAUUACUGGCUCUGAUGCUGCACCAGACCAUCCAGCACGACCCCAUCUCCACCGACCUGCGCUCUGCCAAGGACAGGUAGACCUGGGGACUCCCAGGACAAGGACAGAUAGACCUGGGGACUCCCAGGACAAGGACAGGUAGACGGGGGGGACUCCCUCCAGGACAAGGACAGGUAGACCUGGGGACUCCCUCCAGGACAAGGACAGGUAGACGUGGGGACUCCCUCCAGGACAAGGACAGGUAGACAUGGGGACUCCCUCCAGGACAAGGACAGGUAGACCUGGGGACUCCCUCCAGGACAAGGACAGGUAGACGUGGGGAUUCCUUCCAGGACAAGGACAGGUAGACGUGGAGACUCCCUCCAGGACAAGUAGACUUGGAAACUACUUCUAGGACAAGGACAAGUAGACAUUGAGACUCCUUCUAGGACAAGGAGAGGUAAAUACUCCUUAGACAAGGACAGGUGGGACUCCUACCUGGAAAGAAACAAAGACAGGUGGGGACUCCUCCAGGGACAAGGACAGGUGGGGACUCCUCCAGGGACAAGGACAGGUGGGGACUCCUCCAGGGACAAGGACAGGUGGGGACUCCCUCCAUGACUGCUGUUUGGAACAACCUUUCGUCCACUAAAGACCAAACCUAGAGGGGCGGUGCCUGAGGCUCCGCCCCCAGGUGGCCUGAGGCUCCGCCCCCAGGGUGACGCAGGAGUUUUAUUGAACUUGUACUUGGGAGACAAAGAUGAGUACAUGCGUUUCUUGUUAGGAGGUAUGGGGACAGGAACUUUGUGUUUUGUCUUCUGAAGAUUUUACAACUUGAUUUUAACUGAAAAUGUUCUUCUCUGCGCCGGACUGCAGUUUUUAUCAGGAAUGUUUAGCAGCUUCCAGAAAAAGGUUCAGAAACAGAAAUCUGAGACGUCAUCGCUGGGAACAAUCUGGUGCUAAACCCCGGUAACUAUGACAUCAGUGGUUCUGUGAUCAUGUGAUGUUGAGAUGCUCUUCUCCUGAACCUCUGACGGUCACAUGUGGCUUUGCCAAAAUGUUGUUGGUGCUGGAUCUGAUCUGGACUCUCCGUCCAUCCGACUUCAGUCUUCUGAAGGACUUGGGCCCACUUACUUGUGUUUUCGUCCUCCAACUUUGAUCUAGUCCUCAUUUUCACGUCCAUCCGUCUGGCGUCGGCUUCAACUGCGCAGACCAACAUCCGACCAUCUUCCGUCUAAGUUUGACUGAUGUCGUUUGUCUAACCGUCCAACAAUUUUGGACUGACCUCAGUCUUGUCUUCGUUCCCGUACAACUGAUCGUCUGGCCAUCUCUGGCUGGACUGUCGACUGUCAGCUGUUUUUAUUGACUUGCACUCCAACAUUCCAGUCUUCGGUCUGGUCCGGUACGGUCCGGCCAGUCAGAGACAAUUCCGUUGCCUUGGAGAGACACAGCUGUGGUACCUGAUGAUGAAACACUACGAGUUGUGACAUCACUUCCUUUUUCUCUUCACAGUAAGAGCGUGUUGCUGGUUCUCGAUUUGGAUCCGAACCAGUCGUUUUAAAAACUCUACAAUGGUUCUUCCCUAACUGGGCGGGGCCUGUUGCCUGAUUGGUUGCUGCUUGUGUGAAUACUCCAACAGCCAUCAAGCAGUCAGUCAGACUUAUAAACUGUUUCUGAUGAUUACAUCGUUUUUACUCCUGAUCAGUUUGUGUUUUUAUAUCCAGUGUUAUUGAUCAUGUUGCUGUUUUCCUCCUGUUGUCGACUUUUAU
Molecule: messenger RNA, 3620 nt
Organism: Cololabis saira (Pacific saury)
Lineage: Eukaryota; Metazoa; Chordata; Actinopteri; Beloniformes; Belonidae
Gene: cxxc1a
Product: CXXC finger protein 1a
Exons: 14
Coding region: 129-1952 (607 amino acids)
Biological process (GO): positive regulation of DNA-templated transcription
Cellular component (GO): Set1C/COMPASS complex
Molecular function (GO): zinc ion binding; DNA binding
Source: RefSeq, a predicted model, not a curated record